CAGGUGCGGCUGGUGAACGGGCCUGGGCGCUGCGCUGGGAGAGUGGAGAUCUACUACCAGGGCAGCUGGGGGAGCGUCUGCGAUGACGGCUGGGACCGGUCUGAUGCUGCCGUCGUUUGCCGCCAGCUGGGCUGCGGAGGGGCGCUGGAGGCGGUUGGCUCCGCUCGCUUCGGGGAAGGCUCCGCUCAGAUCUGGCUGGAGAGCGUGAACUGCUCCGGGGCCGAAGCUGCUCUCUGGGACUGCCCGGCAGGGUCCUGGGGGCAGCACGACUGCGGGCACAAAGAGGACGCAGGAGUCGUCUGCUCAGAGUUCAUGGCCCUGAGGCUGGAGAAGGGCACCAACUGCUCCGGGCGCCUGCAGGUUUUCUACAAUGGGACGUGGGGGAGCGUUUGCUCCAACUCCAUGACUCCUGAAACUGUGUCACUGGCAUGCAAGGAGCUGGGCUGCGGGGACAGAGGAUCCCUGGAAACACAACGGCCCUACGGCAGGCUGUCUAGCACGGCCUGGCUGGAUCGUGUGGAGUGUGGGGAGAGAAACAGCUCCUUCUGGCAGUGUCCCUCCGCUCCCUGGCACCCGCAGUCAUGCGACGACCUGCGAGAUGAGACCCACAUCACCUGCAAGGGGGCUGCGGAGGUGAGACUGGAGAAUGGCGGCGGACGCUGUGCUGGGAGAGUGGAGGUGAAACACCAGGGCCAGUGGGGGACCGUGUGUGAUGACUCCUGGGACACGAAUGAUGCUGCAGUGGUUUGUAAGCAGCUGGGCUGUGGGUCCGCUGUCAAAGCUCAUGCUGAAGCAUACUUUGGGGCAGGAUCCGGCCCCAUUUGGAUGGAUGAUGUUAAGUGUCACAGCACAGAGUCGGCCCUGUCUGACUGUAGACACAAUGGAUGGGGUCAAAGCAACUGUGAUCAUGGUGAGGAUGCUGGGGUGACAUGCUCAGGAUUUGUCCGGCUGGUUGGAGGGGACAAUCCCUGCUCAGGACAAGUGGAGAUCCAUGACGGGAGCCAGUGGAAAACUCAGGUGCGGCUGGUGAACGGGCCUGGGCGCUGCGCUGGGAGAGUGGAGAUCUACUACCAGGGCAGCUGGGGGAGCGUCUGCGAUGACGGCUGGGACCUGUCUGAUGCUGCCGUCGUUUGCCACCAGCUGGGCUGCGGAGGGGCGCUGGAGGCGGUUGGCUCCGCUCGCUUCGGGGAAGGCUCCGCUCAGAUCUGGCUGGAGAGCGUGAACUGCUCCGGGGCCGAAGCUGCUCUCUGGGACUGCCCGGCAGGGUCCUGGGGGCAGCACGACUGCGGGCACAAAGAGGACGCAGGAGUCGUCUGCUCAGAGUUCAUGGCCCUGAGGCUGGAGAACGGCACCAACUGCUCCGGGCGCCUGCAGGUUUUCUACAAUGGGACGUGGGGGAGCGUUUGCUCCAACUCCAUGACUCCUGAAACUGUGUCGCUGGCAUGCAAGGAGCUGGGCUGCGGGGACAGAGGGUCCCUGGAAACCCAACGGCCCUACGGCAGGCUGUCUGGCACGGCCUGGCUGGACCGUGUGGAGUGUGGGGAGAGAAACAGCUCCUUCUGGCAGUGUCCCUCCGCUCCCUGGCACCCGCAGUCAUGCGACGACCUGCGAGAGGAGACCCACAUCACCUGCAAGGGGAGUCAGCCAGAAACGCCCCCGGCCCCAAUGGCUGCGUGCCCCAGCACCCCGAGCUGCACAGACAGGGAGAAGAUUCGUGCCAUGGGAGGGGAGAAGGGGUGCUCUGGCCGAGUGGAGGUGUGGCACCGCGGCUCCUGGGGGACGGUGUGUGACGACUCUUGGGACAUGCGGGAUGCCGAGGUGGCAUGCAGGCAGCUGGGCUGUGGCCCUGCGGUGUCUGCCCUGGCCGAGGCUGCAUUUGGGGAGGGGAGCGGCCCCAUCUGGCUGGAGCAGGUGGAGUGCCGGGGGACAGAGCCAUCUCUGCAGGACUGCUGGGCCCGGCCUGGGGACAGCGGUGCCUGCCGCCAUAAGGAGGACGCGGCCGUGAACUGCUCAGAUGCACCCAGGACGGCAGCACCAACCCCUCCAGCAGAUCCCACGCGGGGCCGUCUGACCGGCAGCGGGAGAGUCUCCUUGCCCGUCAUCAUGUGCAUCAUCCUGGGAGCCCUUGUCUGCCUGCUCCUGGCCCUCCUGGCCGGGCAAGUGCGAAGCGCCAGGGCUGGGCGCAGAGGCUCUGAGAGAGCUCAGGAGCCCUUCCCUGAGGCCGUGUACGAGGAGAUCGGUUCCAGCCCAGCAUGGCAGAAGCAGGCAAGGUUCAGCGGCUCAGGAGCCCCCAUAUUGGUUCUUAUUAAAAGCCUUUGA
Messenger RNA from Chroicocephalus ridibundus (black-headed gull), 2319 nucleotides. Its product is annotated as antigen WC1.1-like. The transcript is spliced from 12 exons. The annotation marks the transcript as partial. Gene Ontology annotation, molecular function: serine-type endopeptidase activity. Gene Ontology annotation, biological process: zymogen activation. Gene Ontology annotation, cellular component: plasma membrane. The record is from RefSeq and is a predicted model, not a curated record. Lineage: Eukaryota; Metazoa; Chordata; Aves; Charadriiformes; Laridae.